This is a messenger RNA of Poeciliopsis prolifica (blackstripe livebearer), 1209 nucleotides long. RefSeq names its product membrane cofactor protein-like. Bases 32 to 949 code for a protein of 305 amino acids. Lineage: Eukaryota; Metazoa; Chordata; Actinopteri; Cyprinodontiformes; Poeciliidae. The record is from RefSeq and is a predicted model, not a curated record. Gene Ontology annotation, biological process: negative regulation of complement activation, classical pathway. The transcript has 9 exons.
CACGAAGAAGACUGAGAAAACAAGUUGUCGGAUGAACGCUAAGAAAGGUUUCUUUGUCAUUGGAUUACUGUACUGGAACCUGAUCAUGAGUGUUUCCGCUCUAUUUCUCCUUAGCAGCCUUUGCCUUGCCAUCACUGCUCAUGGGCAGCAGUGCUCCAAACCUGCCGGACGGCAGAACAUGCAUCUAAAGAAAGAGUACAUCCUUAAAGACACAUUUGAGGAUGGGUCCACUGUGGCCUUUGACUGUGAUGCUGGCUACACACCAGCAAGAGGUUCUGGAAGCAUCAACUGUUCUUCGGGGAUUUGGACUCCUGUUCUGCUGACUUGCGAGAGGAAGAACUGUGGAUCUCUUGAUGAAGUGACUAAUGGACAAGUUUCCUACCCUCAAGGAGUGCAGUUUGGGGAUAAAGCAUUGAUCACUUGUAACAUAGGUCAUAUAUUAGUUGGUAAAAGUGAAAUCACAUGUGGAAUCCAAGGAUGGAUGGACAGGUUGCCUACGUGUGAAGUUGUUAAAUGUCUUCAGCCAAGUGGUAUUGCAAAGGGUACGUUCAAGCCAGUAAAGGAAGAUUAUGCAUACAGAGAGGUUGUCGAGUAUUCCUGCAACAACGGUUAUGUACUCAAUGGAUCAACACAAAUAAUCUGUGAGAAAAAUGAGAAGUUCGAACCUUCUCCUCCAUCAUGCAUUUGGGUUGAGUGUAAGGAUCCUAUGAUUCCAAAUGCAGAACGUAUUGAUGGUUCUCCGCCUCCAUAUAGGCACAAGGCUUCUGUGAUAUAUAACUGCAAACAUGGGUAUAGAAUGAUCGGACAAGGUUCCCUCACCUGCAACAUAAGUAGCCAGUGGUUUCCUAGAAUUCCAGAAUGCAUCAGCAGUGGAAAUGUUGUUAUGGGAGGAUUACUGAGUGGAUUUGUAACCAUCACAGUCAUGUUGGUUCAAAAUUACUGGAUGUAAGCUCAUCAUCUCGAGUGGAGGUCUAUCUUCUGACUGAUCUGGAAUGUAACUACCCUUCAUGUGCUGUGCAAUCUUUGUCAUUUCUGGGGAACUUGAUUCAAAGUGGCAUCCUGGGACAGAAGUAGAUUAAGCUCUGUUCCUGUUUGAUUCAUUCUAGAUAUAAGCAGUUCAGCAUCAUGUUUGGUCUUUGGAGACUUUUGUAGUUAAAUUUACAAAUUGUCCUAAGCAUGUGCAAUUAAGAUGUUUGAAAUUUUAUAUAU